CACCCGACCCCGAGAUCGGGACGCGGGAACGCGGCCUGAGGGAAGGGUAGCCAUCAUGACUGCCCAGGGCUGUAGCCCUCUGACCCCGCUGCUGGAAACUCUGGAGGAUCCCGCCGCCUCUGUCGGAGAGCAGGUGGAUGCCUAUCUGACCUUGGCCAGUCGACUGACUGGAGAAGAAGGAAAAGAAUUCAUUGUCGAAAUCAAGAAACAGCUUCCUCGCCUUUACAAAACAUUUAAGACUCACAUUUCUAGUCAAAACUCAGAGUUGAAUAGUGCUACUCUACAAGCUAUGGGGUUUUGUUUAUAUAACCCCCAAAUUACUUCAGGAUUAACAGAAAAAGAAAUGCAAGAGCUGCUUUCACAGUUGACUGAUAGUGCUACAAAGAGUUCAGACAAAAAUACACGUACUCGAGCACUUUGGGUAAUGUCUAAACAGACAUUUCCCAGUGAAAUUGUUGGCAAAGCCGUACCCAGUAUAAUUACCAUGUUAGAAGUAGUAUUUAAUAAGGUGGAUGUGCAUUCUAUGGUGGUUGAUUAUGAAGCACUAAAUGUUAUCAUACGACUAAUAGAGCAAGCCCCUGUUCAGAUGGAAGAAGAAGCAGUGAGGUGGGCAAAGCUGAUCAUACCUUUAGUGGUGCAUUCCGCACAAAAGGUACAUUUGCGGGGAGCAACUGCAUUAGAGAUGGGAAUGCCAUUGUUGCUCAAGAAACAGCAAGAAGUUGCAGCUGUUACUGAGCAGCUUAUGACAACUAAACUAAUUCCAGAACUGCAAAAGCUAUUCAUGACUAAAAAUGAGACAUAUGUGUUGAAAUUAUGGCCUUUGUUUGUUAAACUUCUUGGAAAGGCUCUUCAUCGAAGUGGGAGUUUUAUCAACUCAUUGUUACAGCUGGAAGAACUUGGAUUUCGUAGUGGAGCACCAGUGAUAAAGAAAAUUGCUUUUAUUGCCUGGAAAAGUUUGAUAGAUAAUUUUGCAUUAAAUCCAGAUAUAUUGUGCAGCACAAAGCGACUCAAGUUGCUAAUGCAGCCUUUGAGCUCUAUCCAUGUGAGAACAGAAGCUCUAGCACUGACAAAACUGGAAGUCUGGUGGUACCUACUAAUGAGGCUUGGACCUUAUCUUCCUACAAAUUUUGAACAGGUUUGUGUACCUUUGAUUCAAAGCACAAUAAGCAUAGACUGCCAUACUGUAUCCCAAGGAACUCCAUCCCGUGGAGCAGCUAAUACAGGCUUAAACCCUGUUACUCCUAACCAGAAAGCAGGAUCUUUCCCAUUUGGAUCUCCUGUUACACCCAGGAUGAAUUUGUCUCCUAAUACCACUGGAAUGACAGCCAUCCCAUCCAUUCAACUCUUGGGAAUUGAAAUGUUACUUCACUUCUUGCUGGGUCCAGAGGUUUUGGAAUUUGCUAAGAAAAACAAACUUGUGCUGAGUUUAGAGCCUCUUCAGCAUCCUCUAAUAAAUAGCCCUUCAUUCUUUUGCAAACAUGCAAAUAUACUCAUAGCUGCAGUUCAAGACAGCUUUAUUGCUGUUGGAAAAGAUGCUUCAGAUGCUGUGAUAUAUGCCAUAUGGAAAGAUAUUAUUUGCUUUGUGAAGUCAGUUAUUGAAUCAGGUAACAAAAAAGAAAGGCAGGGCUCAGAAGUAUUGACCCUUUUACUACAGUCUUUGAAAAACAUAGUGACAGCCGAUGCAUUUCCUGUAUCAAAAACAUUGGUCCUCAUAGAAAUUACAAUUAAAGGACUACCUCAGAAAGUAUUAGGUUCUCCAGCAUAUCAAGUUGCUAACAUGGAUCUUCUUAAUGGAACUCCAGCUUUGUUCUUAAUUCAAUUAAUUUUUAGUAAUAAUCUCUUGGAAUGUGGUGUGGCUGAUGAAAGGUUCUUUCAAAACCUGGAAACACUUGUAGGUUGUGUUCUUACUGGCCCAACUUCUCCACUAGCUUUCAGUGAUUCUGUUUUAAAUGUUAUUAAUCAAAAUGCAAGGCACCUUGAUAACAAGGAGCAUCUGUGGCGAAUGUGGAGUAUUCUAGUCAACCCGUUAACUGAACUGAUUAACCAGACCAACGAAGUAAAUCAGGGAGAUGCAUUGGAGCACAAUUUCAGUGCUGUCUAUAGUGCAUUGAUGCUACCAAUAACCCAUAUUUUUCCAGCGCAAGAGUUUCCAUUGCCCACUAUGAAGUCAUUACUUCGAACUUGGUCAGAAUUGUAUCGAACAUUUGCCCGUUGUGCAGCUUUGGUAGCAACAGCAGAAGAAAAUUUAUGCUGUGAUGAACUUUGUCUCAAGAUGAUGUCUGUCUUAGAUGACAACACCUUUGCAAACUUGUCCUUUUUGGAUAGGAUUGCCCAUGUUGCUAUAGUUAUAGUUGAAUGUAUCAAUUUUUCACCGUACAAUACUAAACAUCAACCCCAAAUUAAAUUACCACAGACACCUACAGAUUGGUCCAAGAAAAAAAAAGAACCUUUAGGGAAGUUGACUUCCUUAUUUAAAGUUAUCCUGAAGAUGAUGGUUGCAUUCCAUGAUGUCAGCUUUAAGGAUCUUCAUUCAGAAACACUCCUCUCUGUUGGUAGUUCAAUUAUCAGCAUCAUUUCUACUAUUCUUGGCCAUGUGUCUUUGCCUUCAGUGAUACAGACAAUCUUUGCAACUUUAACAAAGCCUCUGGCAUUGUUAUAUGAAAAUUCAAAGCUGAACGAUGUGCCUAAAGUGUAUAAUUGCCUCAACAACAAGUUAGAAAAGCUCUUGGGAGAGAUUCUCAGAUGUCUUCAGUUUCGCUACAAUGGCACUUACAACAGUGAGCUUUUAGAACAGCUCUCUCCAUUAUUGUGCAUAAUAUUUCUGCACAAAAAUAAACAGAUCCGCAAACAGAGUGUUCAGUUCUGGAAUGACACAUUUGCUAAAGAGACUCUGCUGGAGUAUCCUGAAGAACUAAAGACUGUAUUGAAACAAGCCAAACAGAAAUGUUUGCUUUUGUUACCUGGUUUUGAGGUUGAACCAGUAGAAGAAUCUGGUGGCCUCUAUUCAGAGGGAACAGAAAAUUCACAAUUAGACACAAAGAUAAGUGGUAUAGAAAUACAGUCUCGUGGAAAGCAAGAUUUUUUAUCAUCAUGUUCAAAGAAUCUGAAAGGAAAAGAUCUAAAAUCACCAUCUAAGAUGAAACUUGAAUUUUUGUCUCCUAAAUUAAAAAAAGAUGUCAAUUUGGAAGAUUGUUCAUCUGUUGAUUUUGUGUUUAUCCCUCCCAAUGAGAAAGAAACAAAGGAAAGAAUUCUAACUGAACAUCAGAAAGAAGUACUUAGAACAAAGAGAAGUGAUAUUCCUACUCUGUAUAAUAAUCUGGAUGUAUCACAAGAUAGUUUUUCUUACCAUACUCAAGAAGAAACUAUGGAAAAUCCAAGUUUAAAUGAAGAACUAAAGGAAGACUCAAAGAUUAUCACGAAGGAAGAAGAGAAUAUUGAUGCAAAGAACAAUACUGGAGAUAUCAUAGUAGAUAGUAGUAUUGAGAAGCAUCCUGAAAAACCCUCUAUCCCAAAAUAUAAGUUGCAGAGUUGCCAUGAAAAGAACAAUUUAUUAUUAAAUAUUAAAAAGCACAUUGAAAAAAAUUCUUCUAAAAUUGUUUCAAGGGAGCCUUCAGGAGAAAAUGCAUGCAUCAGUGAAAAUACUUUGAAUACCAAUAAUAGCUCAGUUUCUAGUGGACCUGUAAGUCGAAGACAGUCUUUUAUUACUUUGGAAAAAUUUGAUACUUCAGAAAACAGACCCUUUAGUCCUUCUAUCUUGAAUACUGUAUCAGGAACUGUUUCAGUGUCAGAGAACCAAGAAAACAUGGAUAUAGCAAGUACCUCAGUGAAAAUAAAGACCAAAGAAGUAAAUAUUUCAAAAUCUGAUAAAGAAAAAAACAUGAGUGGAUCCAAAAAAGCAGUUCGAAGGCCAAAUAAAACAGAACACACAGGAAAUAAAAGACCUAAGCUGUUAAGAUCAGAACAAGAAAAAAAUGCUCAAGAAUCUGGUGGUUCUAUAAUGCCUGUAGAAAAUAAGUUGGCUGAUUCACUGGAUCAUACAGAGGAUACCCAGGAUGCUCUUCCUCAAGCUAAAGUAUUGGAAUGUGAAGAAGUAAAGUUUCAACAUCCAGUAGAAAGUCCUGCAGUUGUAGAAAACAUUGCAGAAGGAAAUGAUUUAGGAAAUAAUUUGGAAUCGAAAGAAAAUACACCUCCAGAGAUACUACCCACAACAGACCAAAUAUCUACUGAUGAUAGUCAUAUGCAGGUAUCCUCUAAUCAAAAAACUCUUAGAAGGUCUUCAAGACGACGCUCAGAUAUAGAAUGUACUCCAGAUAAACAAGAUAAAGAAAAUAGUCAAGAAAAAAAGGAAAGGAGAAAGGAAGAGGAGAGGUCUGUUCAGAAGAAGCUAUCACAAAUGAAAGAGGAUGUAUCACAAAAGCAGAAACCAAUUUCUGAAAAAAAUGUAGGCGAACAAGAACAUUUAAGUAAGAAAGCAAACAAUUUACUUGAGAAGACUUCAGAACAAACUAACAUUGAAAUUAACAAAUUAAAACCUGAAUUUGAGAGCAUUAAGUCAAAUACUGAUGAUUUGCAGGACUGUAGUUCAGAUAAAUCCUCACAAAAACCAUUAAGAGGACGAACAAGGUAUCAGACAAGGAGAGCAUCCCAAGGUUUACUUUCUAGUAUUGAAAAUUCUGAAUCUGAUAGUUCAGAGACUAAAGAAGAAAUUUCUAAUAAGAAAAAAUCUGGAAAAUGGAAAAACAAAGGUAGUAGUCUUGAAAAUGAAAACACUAAGGGAAAAGUAGGAAGUAAGGACUGUCUACGCUCUGAAACUAAAAGUGAAGGAAAAAAUGAAGGUGAAACAAGUUCUGAAUUGAACACAGAGAUAAGAUUGUCAUCUCAAACUUUUAAUAUGAACAGUGAACAGAACUCUUCAAUUAUUGAUGUUUCUAUAGUAUCUGCAGACCUAUCAGGAGUUUCUAGUGAUACAGAGAACACAAAUGAGGAGAAAAGUAAAACUAGCACAUUUUCACAAGAUUCCGGUACACACUGUUCUGUGCCAGAGUUAACUUUAAGGACUAGAAAUGUAAAUAAAAAACUUCACAAACAAGAUUCUUCAGACACUAGUGCUAUUUCUCCAGGGGGAGAUGGAUCAGAUAUAUCAGAUACCUCUUUGCUUUCUGAAAACCCCCUACAGUCAAUUGAAUGUCUUCACAAAAGAAGUAGGAGGGUAAGAAGAUCAAAGAGCUGUGAGUGUUGUGGAGAAAAGUCAAAACUUCAGGAAAAAUUCUUAACUUCAUUAAAAAACACAGACAGUUAUGAUGUAAAAAUGGAUGAACCACAAAAGUUAGCUUUGCAGUCCACUGAGUGUCCUUUGGAAACUUCUUACGUGGGCACAAACUUAGAAGUAAAACCUUUAAAGGAAUCUUGUGCUGCUAUUGUACCAUUACUUUACAAGAAAGAGAUUGAGGCUUUGAAUGAUUCAAUGACUGUAUCAGAAAAUGAAUUGAAAGAAAAUUCAGAUUUUGAGGAUCAUCCUCCCCUGGAAAGAAUAAACUUUGAAAACGAAACUUGUGUCAUCGUUAAUAAUGAAACAGACAUUUUAGUGCAAGAACCUUCUCAUCAGGCUAAUAAAAUGAUUGAUUCUGGUGUACCAAUUAAUAAUUCUCAAGAUUCUUUUGAACAGAAACCUGUUGUAGAGGUGAGCCGAGAACAACCAGUAACUUCAUUAAAAAAGGAAAUAAGUCAGAAUGUAGAAAGAAAGAAUACUGAGGAUGGAAAUAAUACACUUGAAGUAAAGACAGAAUCUGAUCCUGAAGCAGAAAUAAAGCAUGAAACUAUUGUUAUGACUGAGAUAGACAAGUUUAAGUCAAGUGCUGAUGUGGAUGUCCCUGAGGUAAGGAUGGAGGUUGACCCAUCUGAGCAAAGUGCCAUGGCAGACAGGGGAACCACUGAGCCUGAGGCUGGAGCAGAUACUGCCCAAGACAAAACACUUACCGAUACCAAUGCUGGGAUGGGCAGUGCCCAGGGCAAAGCACUUGAGGCAAGUGCUGAAACUGAUGUGUUACAGUCCCCUGAGAAAAUGAAUACUGUAGAAGCAAAAGCAGAAUCUGGCACACCAGAAAAAGUAAAAGCAGACAUUGAUGACACUGAAGAAACUAAGAUAGAUCAAGGUCAUGUUGAAGCAGAAGAAAUCAAUGAUAAAGUUUUAGAGAAAAUUCAGGAUACUUCAGAGAAAGUGGAAGAACCAUCAAAAAUACUUGCAAAUGUUUCUGAGGUGAUAACAGAAGAAAGUAAUGUUUCUCCUCAGAAGUUAAGGGGAAUAGACACUCAAUCUGAAAAUGAUAGCCCAAGUGGAGUACAGACACGCUGUAUAUGGUCUCCGUUGGCUUCUCCCUCCACCAGCAUUUUGAAGAGAGGAAUAAAAAGACAACAAGAAGAUGAGGUCCCAUCACCUCUUAAUAAGGUUCGACGGGUUUCAUUUGCAGAUCCAAUUUACCAAGAAGGUUUGGCAGAUGAUAUUGAUAGGAGAAGUCCAAUUGUUAGAGCACAUUCUUCUCAUUCUUCAAAUAAUUCUUCAACUGCUAAAAAUCUUAAAAGUUCCCCUACUUCACAGUCCAAGCAUAAUACCACUCCAACCAAAGGAUUUCUGUCCCCAGGAUCACGUAGCCCUAAAUUUAAGAGCUCAAAGAAGUGCUUAAUUGCUGAAAUGACCAAAGAAUCCCCUCAAUGUUCUAACGAAAGUAUAUAUCCUGCCUUGGUGAGCUGCGGAGCACCUGUUGACAUUAUUUUACCUCAGAUUACUUCAAACAUGUGGGCAAGAGGCUUGGGACAGCUCAUUAGAGCAAAGAAUAUUAAGACAAUUGGUGAUCUAAGCACUCUUACAGCAACUGAAAUAAAAACUCUUCCUAUCCGUUCUCCAAAAGUGUCCAAUGUUAAGAAGGCUCUCAGAGUAUAUCAUGAGCAGCAGAUGAAAUCUCGAGGACUAGAAGAAAUUACCCUUAUUGAUGUCUCAGAGAAGUCAUUAAAUGGAAUGGAAAAUAAACCCAUUUCUCCUGAUGAAGAAACAUUUGCUUCAGAUUUAAUUGAGCCAGUUGCUUCAGAUGGUCAGCAGGCCAGAAAUCUCGUGGCCCAGAUCAGUGCUCUUGCUCUUCAGCUAAAUUCAGAAGAUCUGCAUAAUUAUUCGGGAAGCCAGCUUUUUGAAAUGCAAGAGAAACUGGGUAGCAUGACUAACUGCAUAAUGAAAAAUCUUCAGUCUCGAUGGAGGUCACCACCCCAUGAAAGCUCUACUUAGGAUUUCCUUAGGAUAACAUAGAAGUUCUUUAAUAUCACAGUUUUUGUUAACUGACGAUGGCCACUCUGAAACAUUCCAUAAACACAGGUUUAGAAUUUAGAAACUGAAUUAUUUGCAGAGUAGAUCUUUUUAACUAUGAGCAGUAUAUCAUGAUGUACAUUGAAUUUUUAAAAUUUUGUGGGAUCCCUUUUUUUCCAUGUGAAGUAUUUGUUCAUUUGCUGCUAUGCAUCAUUUUUGAAGUAUUUCAAGUGAGAUUUUUACUAAAACAUGAGGAAAGACUGAAAUCAGAUGUUCCUAAAUUAAAACAUUUUUACUCCUUCAAAACUUUAUGUAAAAUGACAUUUUAAGUAAGUGAAAUUGAAAAUGUUUUAUUUGAAAGCCAGAUUACUUGCAGAGCUAUUACUAGUGUUUGGUACUCCCAUUUCCUGCCUGGAUUUGUUGGGCCUGAGAGCUAAGGAAGUCUUUUUUUGAUGAGGCAUCUCCGGAGCAGAAUCAAGGGGUUUUUUUGGUUGUUGUUUUUCUCUUCUCCACAGUGACGUUAACAUGCUUUUGCAUGAUUUUAUGGACAAGUCCCAUGAAAAGUGAAAUGCUAACCAAAAAAAAUCAUCUUGGCAUUGUCAUGUUAAACAGAUUUCCUGAGCUCUUUUCAUUUGCGCGGCAAAUGAAAAUGUAGCAGUAUUUUCCCAUGGGAAUUUGUUUCUCUGGGACAUAACCAAUACAGUUAAGUGCAUAACCAUUUGUAUAUUAUGUAUAGAUUAUAGAUGUUGGUUUUUAAUUUAUAAAUUUCAUCUGAUUAAUUGCAUGGAUUGUCCUUCUCGUAAAGACCUUUUGCGUAAGAAUUCUUGGUUUUACAUUAUAGAAAUCGAUUUUGUAUAUAUUAUGUACUGUAUUGCCAAUAUGGAGGGUCUUCAUGAGAUCUCUUUAUUUGUACAUAAAGAACCCUACAAAGUCCUACAACAGAGAGCGCAGUAAUUGGUCAAUGAAAUCUUAGCUGAAAAGAUGAGUACAUGUUAUCCAAAAGAUACCAGAUCACAAAAUUACUGAAAUGCUAAAUGAUUUUGGUUUUCAGUUCCCCUUUAUGUUUUUUGUGUGUAUGUAUGUAUGUGUCUGUCUGUCUCUCUGUCUCUCUGUCUCUCUCUCUCUCUCUCUCUCUCUCUCUCUCCAUAUAUAUAUGGAUUCAAUCAAAGGAAGACCACUUGAAAGUUUGCCAGUUUUAUUGAUGCUUUCUGAAAGUACAUUUUGUUUAGAAAGGUUUAGCUCAGUUUAACCAGUGAAAAACCUAGAAGGUUUGAUUCUUUUUGGGGAGCCCACACUUGACAUGUUUUCCUUUUACGGCUACCUGAUUUGAGAAAACUUGAACAAAAUUAAAUUGUGCCAAAUAAUAUCAUCAUUACUAAUGCCUGGCGUCCCAUUCCAUACUUUACAUUUAAUUUCACUUUCAUGACUUUUUUUAAACAGCAGAUGAGUUCAGCUAUUUUUAUUCCCUCAGCAUUACUUUCUCUUCAGUACAAAAAAAUACACCUUCUUAAAUAGGUUGUGAUCCAUUAGCUCAUUGGGUAGAUACCAAAGUCAUCAGCUCAGUUCUCUGGACCUAUUAGGUUUCAUUGGCCACAGUGUGGGUAAUAGCUUUCUUAAAAGUAUAUGCUUAAAGGCCUUGGGGGAAAUUGAGUUAGAACAUGGGCAGAUCAGUAAGACUAAUCCCCACCAUUUAGAGAAAGAAAACAAACCCUCUAAUCUAAUAAAAAUGGGUUCAUUGGUGUUGUCUUUGUUUUUGAUUUUUGCUGGAAAUAAGUAAUUCUAUAUAUUGCAGUUUGAAGAAAGUCAGAUUAGGGGUAGCUAGAUAUUUUAAACAGAUAUUUUAUCACUUAUAGUUUACACCCACCAUCUCCAAGUGAUUUACAUGGUUCUUGCCCAAGAAUCUUUUUUCCCAAAAAAAAAAAUUAUUCUUAAGAAUAGUAAAAAGAUAAAAAUAGGUCAGUAUUUUUCAUUGGAUCUAGAACAAGAUGGAGGAAUGGCAGAAGAAAAAAAAGAUGGCUUUUCAGACACUCAAAAUUAGUGUAUUUUUAUUAACAUUCAUUUUAACACCAUCAAAUUCACAGAAAAUCAAGCCAAGUAGCAUUAGAAUAUUCAAACUUUUGAACAUUCACCUAUAUAAAUUUGCAGAUAAUUUCUCACAGUUGCAUUUUAGAUUCUAAAAUAUACAGUGGGGGUUUUUUUACUUUUGUUUUGCACAAUUCUGAGAAUUUCAUUCACCACUCCCUUGGUUAAAUAGGAUUUUUUCCUGUCACCUCUACUUACAUGUCUUCUGCUCUACUUCUAGAUACAGGAACACUUCAUUUGGAUUCUAGUGAAAGACCAAUCAGAAUCAGCAAAAAGACUGAAAUAUGAAUUCUUUAUGGAGAAAUUGGUUCAGUAACUUCAAGGACCUCUAGAUUGAACUAGGCUAGUAAGGUUAACCUAAGAUUAGCAAGUAAAAAACCUUGGGAAAGAGGAAAAAAAUUUUUUAAUUAGGCCCCUGUGUCUCUCAAAAAGAGGCCCUAUUUGGACUAGGUAUUCCCUGACAUGUUGUUUCAUUCUAAAUCUGCUUUACUAUUUGUUUUGCUAGAGUAGGCUGAAGUUUACCUCUAUUCUAUCUGCACUGUUGUAAAAAAAUUUCUUAAUGAAGUUUUACUGUAGUCUUUUAGUUAUCUAACUUAAUCUAUGGAGUUCAGACAGAUUCUUUAUUAUAGGUUUAUUAGCAUUUGUCAAUAAUGUUUGGGUUCCUGGGAUUUAAUAACUUGAUCUUAACCACAAAUAGAGCAAAAAUUGGUUUCAUUAAUAGGAAAGAACCAUUGGAUAACAGUGUUGGAAAAAAAAAGGCUUUAAAUCUGAAUAAAAGCAUCUUAAGUUUGAGUUUUUGGCAAUGGAUUAUUUUCCAUAUAGAGAUUAAUAAAUGACUAAGUGUUCUGUUAGACAUUAAAUAUUUAAGUGUAAAUAUUUAGUCAGUCUCCUACCUAUUUAUGUGGAUUGUCGGGAGGAGGUGGGUGGAUGAGGAUCAAGGAUCUGGCUUUAGUGCCAAGUGAUUUAGGAUUACAAAAGAUAAAUACAAAUAGAAAUUGAAGUAAGAAAUUAGGGAGAGAUAUAAUACUAAUUAAUUGGAGAUACUAAUGAGUUCUCUUGUUCUCCCCAUCCUCUCUAAUUUGGUCAACUUUGUAAAUCAUUUGUAAAGAGCUCAGUUAGCUUUCCCUUAGACUUGAAAGUUGAUUUUGCUUAUGGUAUUUGAUCAAGUAUCCCAGGAGGCCAUAAAUUCAUCAUUUUAACAGAUGUUGAUAGUUAUUAGUUAUGAUUGGUUUUGGCUUUAUUAAUGCUUUCAUAAGCUUUGGGGGGGGGGGUGGGCAGAGGGUUGUGGUCUCCAACCUGCUGGAGCUAUUUUGCACUUUAGAGAAAUCUUGAUUCAUUCUUUUCAUACUGAGUAUCAGACUCAUUUGAUUAUCAGAAUUUUAGAAUGAGCCUGAAAACAAAAUCUGGAGAGAGUUGAAAUGUCAAGAGUAGAACUUUUAAGUAAUAAAAUUUAGAAGUUUUUGCUUUUGACCUACAAAAAUCUUUUAAGCUGUGAAGUAUUCCAUUUUAAUAGUUAAACCAGCCCUUAGGAUUUAGUUGCAUUGGGAGUUUGCUUCCCAAAGCUGUGAGGUAAAAUCCCUCAACUCAUUUGUUAAGAUUUUCUUGAGUUUUCAAAUUUAAGGGAAAAAAAAAUUCCUUGGGGAAUGUUAAUGGUUAGUGUUAUCUGAAGGAUAAGAUUUUCCAGAAAUCCUGUCACAGAGAGAUGGCUUCAUUAAAACCUGAGUUCAAGUUGUGCCUCUGAUGUUUAACUAUGUGACCUCAGGGCAAGCAAUUUAACUUCUGCAUUAUUCUCCUAAGCAAGGCUUUUAAAAGAUUCAUCUGACAGCUUUAGGAGGAAUUUCUUCAUUAGAACUCCUUUUAUUUAUGAAAUCACAGGUAGGUCUAGUAUUAAAAAAAAAAAAAGCCUACCUAUAAGAAGGCAAAUGUUUAUUUCCAAAUAGGCCAGAUAAUCCUGGGUGAAGUCGAUUUGCUACAGUAGCCUUUAAUUUAAGUGCUAUUCUGAAUAAAGGACAUUUUGUAUUUUCAAGUAUAAAUCCUAAAGAGACAGUUUUGUAUUUAGAUGAGGUUUUGGAGACAUUUGGUAUUCUAAUACUUUCCCCUCUUUGACUAAGGAAAACAAGGUAGAAAAUAACCUUACCUAUGCCAUUCAUGUAGCAAUAACUGUGCUUUGAAAAGUUAAACCAUAUCUAAAUCAAGUAUUUCUUAAUCGCCUUCAUCUGAACAGUACUCACUAACAUCCUUUCCGGAUCUAAUAUUUUUGAUUAUAGGCUAUUUGCAAACUGCUGUCCUAAACACUUUCUUUCUGUAAAGGUUUAUCAAAUUAGAGUUAAUAGGGUUUAUGGGGCUUUUUAUAGUCAAUAAACAAACUGAAGCAAAAAUAUGUAAGUAAGGCAUCAUGGGUAAGUCUCAAAUCAGAAGUACAAAUUACAACUUUAAAAUAGAAUGUGAAUUCAUAAGCUUUUUUCUUUGUGAUGUAUGUCACUACUCUUCCCCACUAACAGCCUCCCAACCGUGCAAAGAAGUACAAACAUUCAAGGGUGUCCAACCUGUCUGAUUCCUGGAAAUGCCAUCAGAUAUCAUAUACGGAUUGCUAAUAGAAUAAUGACCCUUUAAUGAUAAUGAGAUAUCUCUGUAUUUGCUAUUGGCUUCACUAUUAAUCAUAGGUUGCCAGAAGAAAAAUAAAGUCUAUGUCCCCUAAUUGCACGAGAAGCCUUUUGUUAAAGUGGGGAAGGGACUUAAUGUACAGAUGAGAUGCAGGGAAGACAGAUAAUGGCUGAAUAAUCCUACCAAGUAGUCUGGAGUCAUUACAUCCCUACACAUCUGAUUAGAAAGCCUUCUAAUACUUGAGUUGAUAGCCUAGCUUCAGAGGCAUAAUGAGAUAACUGUUUCUCAGUGCAGAAAUUGCUAUGCAUAAUGAACCAUCAAAAAAAAAGGGCCAUGUUCAGACUUGGUAUUUUAGAGUGCAGGGUGUUUUAGAUGUGAGUGUUUUAGUGAGCUGUUUUAGAAUUUUGUAUCAAAAAUAGUUGAAAUUAUUUUGGUACUUAACUUCAGUUGCCUGAAGAUUUUGUAUUACAUGUUUCAUUCCUGAAGGAUCCAAGAUAAGGUGUUAAUGGAAUAAAUAAAAGAAACUUUGGAAUCCUGUAAAGCAUACAAGUGGUAUACUUAAAACAAGUAUAUAUUAGGUUCAUAAAACUUGACUUUGGGUGGUUCUCGUGAUGGAUUUUCAGACUUAGGUAGACAGGAAUAACAGCUCAUAUGACUUGCAAAGCUCUUUCCUCCUAAACUUGUUGGGCAGACAGCAUAAAUCCCAACUAUGUUAUUUAAGUGGGACGAGUUCGAUGUGUAAGUUUGCCUAAAGAAAGUUACUAUGUUUGAAUAAUUGGCUUGGGGGGCUCAAAAUAGUAAUGGCUUUGACGGAUUGUAUUUGAAUUAUUUGCAUCUUGUUAGUGGCCUUAGUGGCACCUGGGGGUGCAAUAGACAUUUCAUAUUUUUGCUAAAACAGAUAUUUUUGGUUCUUCCACUAUUGCAUCUCACUAUCCUUCCCAAUUACAUGUGCCUGCUUUUCUAGUGACAUACUGGAGCAGUCCGUAUUAUUUUAUAGAUUUUUUUUUUUUUAGCUCCUAGUUAUACCACCUCGAAGUGGUAUUUAAUUUAUCAUUGUCCUUUGCAUGAGCAUUAAAUCAUACCUGUGAAUUCAAUAUGUUGGGGCUUGGGGAUUUCAGGAGAGUAUUGAUUCCGUGAUAAUUCCAUCUGUUUUUAACAUUCUACCUCUGUUGGUGGAUAUACUUCUCCACCAUUAUGCACUUAGCAGAACACUGACUGGCAAAGCCUAGUCACAAAGAUUUAAAACAGUUCAGGGGCCCUCCUAUAGUAUUUUUGUGCCUAUCACUUGAACUCGUUUUUCUAAGAGAGUUUAAUUUUACAUUAACAAGAAAUUUAUAUAUUUGAUAAAUACAACAGCUAAGUCUUAAGUAUCCCGAAGUACAAACUAAGUUGUGGAAAUGUAUUGUCAACUUCACAGAGAGGAAACUUGCAGGCAAUCUGCAGAUAAACCUUUGUGGACUUUGGAAUAUGUUAUGCUUUUGCAGUAGCAAGUUUACUUUCCUCCUUAAUUUUGUUAGACUAACUCUGAAUUCUCUGAGUUCAUGAUGCAUCAGUGGCUUAACUAAGUGAGGAGGAGAAAACCCACUGAAGAAACCAUCUUGAAACAACUUAUUAGAAGGAAUAUUAAGAAUUGACUGCAGCUAACAGUUUCUGACUUAAAUGUGAUAUUAAAUGGGAAAGUACUGCUAAAAUAUUUUUUAUUAAUUGCACUUUUUCUCUGAAAUAAAAGUAUAAUGUAAAUAA
This is a messenger RNA of Trichosurus vulpecula (common brushtail), 13720 nucleotides long. It is a transcript of the gene RIF1, whose product is annotated as replication timing regulatory factor 1. The record is from RefSeq and is a predicted model, not a curated record. Gene Ontology annotation, biological process: telomere maintenance. The transcript is spliced from 36 exons. Gene Ontology annotation, cellular component: nucleus. NCBI's taxonomy places the organism in Eukaryota, Metazoa, Chordata, Mammalia, Diprotodontia, Phalangeridae. Bases 56 to 7273 code for a protein of 2405 amino acids.